GUGGUUGCAUUAUUGAACGAUCGGUGUUAUCCGCAGUUUUCCUUGGCCCCAUCUGCCGCCCCAUGAGUUUCUUCCGCCCCUUGCGGUCGGUGUUUGGUACAUUGAGGUCUGGUUCUUCUAUAUUUAAGCCACAUGCGAAACUUCAGUAUUUAGCCAGUUAUCCUAAUGCCCGUGCUUUCGCAGCCCAGCCUGCAGCGUCCGUUCCCUCUCCCAGUGUCGGCCGGAUUAUUGCGGUUAUCGGCGCGGUUGUCGAUGUUCAGUUUGAUGAAAACCUUCCUCCAAUCCUUAACGCUCUUGAGGUGAAAGGUCGUUCUCCUCGUUUGAUUUUGGAGAUAGCCCAACAUUUGGGCGAGAACACCGUUCGCACAAUUGCGAUGGAUGGCACUGAAGGGCUUGUGCGCGGACAGGAAUGCGUGGACACUGGGGGACCAAUACAAGUUCCAGUUGGGCCUGAGACACUUGGCCGAAUUAUGAAUGUCAUCGGUGAGCCCAUUGAUGAGCGGGGCCCAAUUAACUCAAAGAUGAAAUCCGGUAUUCACCAGGAUGCCCCUGCUUUUGUCGAAAUGAGCACGGAUCAAGAAAUAUUGGAGACUGGCAUCAAAGUUGUUGACCUGCUGGCCCCCUAUGUGAAGGGUGGGAAGAUUGGGUUGUUUGGUGGUGCCGGUGUCGGAAAAACUGUUCUCAUCAUGGAACUGAUCAACAACAUUGCUCGCGCUCACGGAGGCUACUCUGUAUUUGCUGGUGUUGGAGAGAGAACCAGAGAAGGAAAUGACCUUUAUCAUGAAAUGAUUACUACCGGUGUCAUUGAUCUCAAGGGUACAAACUCCAAGGUAUCUCUGGUUUAUGGACAAAUGAAUGAGCCCCCUGGUGCGCGUGCACGUGUCGCCCUUACCGGUCUUACAGUGGCAGAAUAUUUCCGCGAUCAAGAAGGCCAGGAUGUUCUUUUGUUCAUCGACAAUAUAUUCCGUUUCACUCAAGCGGGCUCCGAAGUAUCCGCCCUUUUGGGUCGCAUCCCCAGCGCAGUGGGCUACCAACCCACUUUAGCUACCGAUAUGGGCAUGAUGCAGGAGCGUAUUACGUCCACCAAAAAAGGCUCUAUAACAUCUGUUCAGGCUAUUUAUGUCCCCGCUGAUGAUUUAACGGACCCUGCUCCUGCCACUACAUUCGCGCAUCUUGAUGCCACGACUGUGUUGAGCCGUGCUAUUGCGGAGUUAGGUAUCUAUCCUGCUGUCGAUCCUUUGGAUUCAAAUAGCCGGAUUUUGGAUCCCAACAUUGUGGGAAAAGAGCAUUAUUCCGUUGCUAGAGGCGUCCAGAAAAUACUUCAGGAUCAUCGCUCACUGCAAGAUAUCAUUGCUAUCCUCGGCAUGGACGAACUAUCCGAAGAAGAUAGAUUAACGGUUUCAAGAGCUCGCAAGAUUCAGCGCUUCCUCAGCCAACCGUUUCAGGUAGCAGAGGUGUUUAUUGGUCGUGAGGGAAAGUUGGUCUCCUUGAAGGACUCGAUUAAAGGUUUCAAGAUGAUAAUAGAAGGGGAACUUGACCACAUCCCGGAAGCCGCAUUCUUUAUGGUUGGCGCAAUCGAGGACGUCUUUGAGAAAGCAGAACAGUUGGCGAAAGAAAGCUCAUGAGAACACAGUUAGGUCGUUGUUAAUCGCCAAAUAGUCCAAUUAAACGAGUUUUUCUGU
Dicrocoelium dendriticum is the source of this 1682-nucleotide messenger RNA. NCBI's taxonomy places the organism in Eukaryota, Metazoa, Platyhelminthes, Trematoda, Plagiorchiida, Dicrocoeliidae. The record is from the annotation of a GenBank genome assembly.